AUGGACGGGGAUGCCGACUCUGUUCUAUUGCUGUUGCAAGCGGUCAUCAUCAAGGCCGUCGUUGCGGCCCGCUCAGAGCUGCACGGUGAUGUGCGCGGCGCCCUCGUGGACUUUUUGAUCCCUAUGAUCGAAGAAGAGGCGGCCACGAACAACCCGCGGACCGCCGCCGACCUCUUGCGUGGGGUCCGCGAGCAGGUCGCGGACAUCGACCCCGCUGCCGAGGCAAUCAAUACCUUGCUUCACCGCGUCAUGUGGCGCUACACCAAGACCCACAUGCAGUCGACACGCGAGGACCUGUCCGAGGGGCAACUGGUCGGCGAGGACCGACUUCACGAGGACUUCCUCGCGCAGGUGACUCAUUGUUCACGUCUGGUCUGCCGUCUGUGCCGGGGCAUCCUCAGAGAACUACGGUAUGCCACCCCACUCACGUUGUAA
Messenger RNA from Ectocarpus sp. CCAP 1310/34, 435 nucleotides. NCBI's taxonomy places the organism in Eukaryota, Phaeophyceae, Ectocarpales, Ectocarpaceae. The record is from the annotation of a GenBank genome assembly.